This is a messenger RNA of Lactuca virosa, 2325 nucleotides long. Lineage: Eukaryota; Viridiplantae; Streptophyta; Magnoliopsida; Asterales; Asteraceae. The record is from the annotation of a GenBank genome assembly.
AAACGCAAUUCAAAUAUUCUCACGCGCGCAAACCCAAUCCUUGUUCGUUCAUUGGUCCGUGUUUCACACCUCGCUAAUCGCGAUUGGACACUGUUUCUUGCAUCCGAUGAAUUCUUAGAGAUCGAAAAAUUGCACUCUGCGUAUCACCGUCUUCCUUCACGGAAUGUACAAAGAACCCUAGAUUUUUUAUUCGAUAUAUGAAUUUAGAACCUGAUUCCUUUGAAGAUCAACGAGGACAAUUUGAGGUUAUGGAUUUUAUGGACAUUGAUCAGGUAGUGGAGGUUCCGGAUACUCCAGAGAGACUCAUAGCAGCAUGUAAUAAUGACGAAAAUACCCCUGGAAACCACAGUGAUGGUUCAAGUAGUUGUCGUGUAAUAACUAAGCAAUCCAUCAAUGAAAACCCUAGAAAUGAGCCACGGGAAAAGGGCAAAUCCGUCAAUUUCCAUAGCAAUCGAAGAUUGUUUGUACGUCCUGAUAAUCAUAUUCAUAGCAAUUCUUCAGGUAUUAUGUUAGAAAAUUCAUCCACUUCCAAGAAUCUUUUGACUACAUUAGACAAUGCACAUCAUGAGAAAGGAAAAAGCUUGUAUAAUUCCAAUGUUCAAAGGUCUAAUUUUCAAGAAAACAGUAGUUUUGUUGAUUUAACAGAGCAAAAUGGUUGUGGACAUUCAUCUAGAAAAGAUAUAAACGGUUUUUCUGAAGUAGAUGCAUUAGAUACAUCAAGCAAAUCAUCUGGAUUAAACAACACUGACAAAUUUGGUCAAAGAUUUGACCAUGGAAAAGGAGUGAUUAGACAGAAAAAGCUUGUGAGAAAUGGAUACAUAUCUCCACAUAACUUAGCAAAGUCUAAAGAGGUAACAGAGAAGAAGCAUGACAAUGUUGAUAUCAUGGAUUUAACCACAGAAUCAAAAGCUUCACAUGGUUUUAAGGGAAAAGGAGUGUCUUUUCAUUCUUCUUUUUGUGAGGACACUAAUGCAAAAAACAGACAUUUGUCUCAAAGGACUUCUUUAAUCUCAAAAGAACAAAGUAACAAUUUAAGUCAAGAAGCAUCUAAAUCUUCCAAAGAUUCAAACGGAUGGAUAACUACACGCAACCCUUUGACCAAAGUCAACCUCCCAUUGCCAGAUGGCAAAGCUGCCUCAAGUUCCACCAUUAACCAAAGUAUUAAUACAGUGGGAUGUGAUGUGGAAGUGCCACGUGUCAAUGACUCAGGGGAACCUUUAACUUCAAGAUCAAAUAGGAAGAACAAGAAUAAGAACAAGAACAAGAACUCUCGUGGUGGUGGGAGCUUGGAUUUGGAUCCGGUUAUUGAAAUUGAUGAGGUGUCAACUGAUGAAAACCGUGGGCCCCGUUUAGAUAAUGAGGGUCCAGGUGUCAGGGCCUUACAGGUUGAAGCGGAUGAGAUGUUAGCUAGGGAAUUACAAGAGCAAUUGUAUAAUGAGGAGCUUGCAAUUGCUUCUGCAUUUGGAGCUCACGAGGCAACAGCAAUACAGCAGGAACAUAGUUCACAUGCCAUUCAUGCUGCUGGUCGUCCUGCAUAUCGUCCUGCUUCUAGAGGCGGCUCAUCUGUAUCCAACAUGUAUCAGAAUACACGAUCUAAUUCCUCCCGUAACCCUUCAGCUUCAAGUCAAAGGGGCGUCCAUGGUCAAAGUCAAAAUCAAAAUCAAAGUCAAACUUCCACCUCCACAAGAUUGACUCGAAUCAGAGGUCGUUUUCCUGGACGCCCUCGCACAUUAUCAUCUCCAGGGAAUUCAAUAUUCCCUCCAAAUAUGGAUUUGGACAUGAGAAUGCAAAUACUGGAAGCGCUGGAGGCCAUUAACGAUAUAGAUUUGCCGAUGCCGAAUGACUUGUUUCAAUCAGGACGCGAAUUCAAUGACUUGUUACACGUAGGACGCGAAUUCAACGAGAAUGAUUAUGAAAUGUUGUUGGCUCUUGAUGAUAACAAUCACCAACAUGGAGGUGCAACUCAUGCUCAAAUAAGUAAUUUACCACAAUCUACAGUUCAGGUAGAAAAUCUACAAGAAUGUGCUGUUUGUCUUGAGAAGCCUACUAUUGGUGAAACCAUACGACAUCUUCCUUGCCUUCAUGGAUUUCACAAAGACUGCAUAGAUGAAUGGUUGAGAAGGAAAACAUCAUGCCCUAUUUGCAAAUCAUCUGUCACUUGAUUUGCUAGUUUUUGAUAUAUGGGCUCGUGACAUAAUUAGAUUAAUGUACGAUACAAGUUAUACUUGAAACCAUAUUUUUUUUUUGGGUAUUAUCGGAAUCAAUUGUAUGAAUUUGUAUUCCAAUUGGGUCUGUAUUAGGCUGUUGUGAAUCUUUGAAUGCCAU